Messenger RNA from Gavialis gangeticus (Gharial), 3569 nucleotides. RefSeq names its product SH3 domain binding protein 2 (gene SH3BP2). Gene Ontology annotation, molecular function: SH3 domain binding. The record is from RefSeq and is a predicted model, not a curated record. The coding region runs from base 662 to 2557 and encodes 631 amino acids. Lineage: Eukaryota; Metazoa; Chordata; Crocodylia; Gavialidae. The transcript is spliced from 13 exons. Gene Ontology annotation, biological process: signal transduction.
CAGUCAUGGAAAACAAUCAUCCUUGACUGCAAGGGGUUUUCAAUGAUGGCUAUUUGUUUUCAGGAAGUUUGUGAGUUUUGGUUAAACAUCUGUCUGGGUUGGGGGGAGGUUAAGUAGGGGUGGUGCUUCUGUGAUCCAAGGGUUGGACUAGGUGACCUCUUGCAGCCCCCUCAGCCCUGUUUUUCUAAGAUUCUGUUUUUAAACUCUUCCCCUGAGAUAGAAGGGCACCCUUGAGUUGCUUUUACAAAAACAAUAAAUGUGUGAAGCCAUUUCUACUGAAGCAGUUAAAUUAGCAGCAUCUGAAGCAUAAGCCCCAAGCAAGUCCUCAACUAGAGUUAGCACUCAAGCAUAUGAAAUACAAAACAUAAUCCCUUUUUUUUUUUCCAUGGGAAAAGUGGAUGAUUAAAAGAAUCAAAACAGCCAUUGUAAUGAAAUAGUCUCUCCUUUUUGGCUGCUAGACACAGGUUGUGACUUAACUUUCAGUUUGCUACCUUCUAUGGGAAAUUAGGAAAUCUGUGACAAAGAUAACACUGCCCACUGACCCCAGAGGAAACAGGAAGCAAAAACGGAAGCAAGUCAUUGCUGAGAUGUCUCAUUUGACCACACUGCAUGGUGUGGAAGCAAAAGCAGUUAAGGCAGGGUUUCUUUUUCUUUUCUGUAUAUGAGACCUCAAGCUACAGCAGCAGCCACCACAGAUACUGAACCUUUAGAUGCACAUGCAGGCAAGAAGCAGAAGGAUGAUUAUUUUUUACCCAAGAGAAACCCUAAGUUGCUAAUGGCACAUUUGAUACAAAGGAAACAUUCAUUUGGUGCAACAUUCAGCAGAAAAAAUAUGUGUCGGCCAGACCUUGUCAUCAGAAUAAUGGCCUCAGAAGAACAGCAUUGGCCAGUCCCAAUGAAGGCGAUUGGAGCCCAGAACCUACUGACAAUGCCUGGAGGGGUUUCCAAGUCUGGAUACCUACACAAGAAAGGAGGCACGCAGCUGCCAAUUAUGAAAUGGCCACUGAGGUUUGUGAUUAUCCAUGAGGGAUGUAUUUACUACUUUAAGAGCAGCACAUCUGCAUCUCCCCAGGGUGCUUUCUCUCUAAAUGGGUACAACAGGGUUAUGCGGGCAGCUGAGGAGACAACAUCAAGCAACGUGUUCCCUUUCAAGUUGGUUCACAUUAGCAAGAAGCACAGAACCUGGUUAUUUUCUGCCUCCUCUGAAGAGGAAAGAAAGAGCUGGAUGCUCUCACUGAGGAGGGAAAUAGAUCAUUAUCAUGAGAAGAAGGAAACAAUAGUAGAUUUCAGCGAUUCUGGUUCCGAUGCAGACAGUUUCUAUGGCUCAGUCGAACGUCCUGUUGAUAUCAAAUACUCCCAUCAUUCCACAGAAAAUGAAGACUAUGACCAGGAAGAGGAUGAAGAAUCUUACUUGCAACCAGAUACUCCAGACUCAUUGAAACCAGAUGAUAACAUGGUCCUCCCACCAGCCUACCCGCCACCGCCAGUUCCUCACAUCAGAAAAGCUGCUUACGCAGAAUCAAGGGCACGCUCUUUUCCGGGCAAAUCCACCGGGCCCCAGCUUCCUCCUCCUCCUCCACCUAAAAGAAGCUUGCCCGAUAUAAAAUCUGAGGACUUCUUGCACGUGAGGGAAUCCCAGCUGCACUGCAGAGCUGAACCUAAUCUCAAGAUGCAGCCAUCAAACAGGAGGAUGAGCGAUGUGCCACCUCCUCUUCCCCCCAUACCUCAUUUCAAAAAGAGUGCCUUCAACAAAGACAGCUGUUCACCAUCACCAGAACCUCUGUCUAUUGGUCAUGUUUUUGCCAGUCCAGAAGGGUGUGAGAAACUAAAAAAUUUAAGCCUUUCCCAAUGGACCCCACCUCCAUUACCAGGCAGCAAACCCAAAAUAGCGCAUUUGUCUGAGAAGCCAAUUGAGGUCAAAGUGCCCAAAGAACUUGGCAAGCCUGGACUGUUUGUGCCACAAGUGCUGCCUAAGCCGCCUUUACCCAGCCAUCCACCACCUCUCCCUGGCCACCCUCCGUCCCUAUUUGGCCACCAGCUGCCUGUGCCUGGCCAUCCGCCACCCAUACCUGGAAUCAAACCUAAACCAGAGAAGGCUGUGCUUCCUCAGUUACAGAGAUCACCACCAGAUGGACAAAGUUUCCGUAGCUUCUCAUUUGAAAAACCAGCCAUAUCUUCAAAGCAAAACCACUCUGAAGAUUCUGAUGAAGACUAUGAAAAAGUUGAGCUGCCUAAUUCAGUAUUUGUUAAUACUUCUGAAUCCACUGAUGUUGAAAGGAUGUUCAAAACCACCAGCCCAAGAGGACAGCCCCAAAAUGGAUUAUAUUGUAUUCGGAAUUCAUCUACCAAGCCUGGAAAGGUAUUGGUUGUAUGGGAUGAGUCUACAGAGAAAGUAAGGAACUACAGAAUCUUUGAAAAGGAUACAAAGUUUUACCUGGACUCAGACACCAUGUUUCUGAACCUUGGAAGUUUGAUUGAGUACUACUCCACCCAUGUCUUACCCAGCCAUGACACCCUCACUCUCGGAUGUCCUUAUGGCUACUCUGGACCAAGGUGACGCAACCUGUAUAAUUCACUGACUGAGGUAAAAGGCACUGUGGAAAGAUGGGCUCUUAGAGGAAUGGUAGUUCCUACGAGCCUAUAAAGUGAACAGAAUAGCCACGCUGUUCGGCUUGACUGGGUUCGUUCUUUGCACACAUGAAGACUGAGUUUGUUUCAACCACUUGUCCCACGGAGUAUGGAUUGCAUACAGACUUCAUCUAAUGAUCCCUUUGGUAAAAUUUUCCAAUCCUGAUCACUGGACUUUGUUGGGCCUUUCUCCAAAGAAAGCAGUUUGGCUAUGCUGUGAGAAGUCUUUGCAAGAUUCGUGCCUUUUGUAGAACCGCUGCUAUUACUUUCCUAGGCAUGUGGAUGUGAAGCUGGAGGAUGGACAUGGCCAAAGCAGUGUUGUGAACAAAACCAGUAGGAAUAAGGAACUUCUGAAAGUAAAGCACAAGCUUCUUGUGCUCAGGAAUACUAACUGACUGACAUUCACGCUUUGAGUCAAUAUUGGUGCUUGACUGAGGUUUUGUAGUAAUUUAUAAUUAACUUGUAAAUAAAUAACUAGAGUAUUUCUGGCAAAAGUUGGAUUCUGUGUGGCCAGAGGAAAUCAAAAGGGCCACCUCUGAAGUCAGACCUUGCAAAAAAACAUCCUCUGAUCACUGUAUCUGACUUCCAGGGUGUACCACAAGUACCUCCCCAGGGGACUGCUCAUCUUGGAGCUCAUCUCAGUUUUCUAUGAUGCUCAGUGUUAGCCACUCAGGACAGUUGUGGAAUAGUAUUGAUUUUACUCUAAGGAAAGCUCUGUUAACUAGUUCUCAGCAGGGAGAGUGGUACCACUUUUUUUCUCUUCCUGAGUGCAUGGGAAAAGAGAAAAAGAACAUGUGAGCUAAAGUGGAGAAAACUCUGGAGCAUACCCCAGAUUCUCCUCAGAAGGCCCCUACAGAAGGAAGGAACAAGAAAGAUGGGCCUAAUAUUUGAAUCACUAAUGAAUAAUUUAUAAAAUCUUAUUAAAACGCUUGGAUUAAAUU